This is a messenger RNA of Trichobilharzia regenti, 1082 nucleotides long. The record is from the annotation of a GenBank genome assembly. Lineage: Eukaryota; Metazoa; Platyhelminthes; Trematoda; Strigeidida; Schistosomatidae.
CACAAGUGUUCAUUCCGUUUUCGAAUUUAACUGACUCCGGUGAAGUUGUGUGUUUUGUGACUGUCUAUUCAAUAUCAAAGUUCAUCGAAUUCAUCUCCUUUGAGCAAACAUGUUUACCUUGAAUGAUUUUCAUCUACACCGACAUGUAUAAAAUGAAGUGCACACACCUUUUGCCGUUAGUCAGCGGUGCCUACAAAUUUCGCGACGAUGAGCUCAUCAAACGACAACCCAAUGAAUUCACAAAGUAACACAGAAUCUAUCUCCAAUCAGUUUUCUGUUAAACACAGGAGCAGGGAGUUCAUUUGGAAGACUUUCAUCAUAGUGUCACUCCAGAUUGCAAUUGUGUGGGAAAUCUGUUCUUUCGUGUUACUUACUGAAACACUUCGUCACUGGAUGUCGAAUACUCCUUGGUUUAUCUGGUCGUGCGGAAUUCUGGGGACACUUCUGCAACUGGAAAUGCUGCUUAUACCACAAUUACAAUUCGCGUUCCCCUACAAUUAUAUGUACUUGAUAGUAACUACAAUAAUCAUCGCCUUUCCCGCAUCUGUACCGCUUAUCGAUGUAGAAAUCUGGUGGACAUUUGUCACAUGGAUUAUUACCAUGAUUAUUGCAGGAAUUGUUGUGGCCGUCAGUGUUCUUGGGAGAUUCGAUUUACUCAUAAGUUUUGGUCCUUUCAUACUUGCCACAUUCGUUGUUGAAUUAUUCUUUUGUGUGGUAUUCUUCCCUUUCAUUUAUUUUGAAGAAUACGAUAUACUCAUCAUGCUGUGUGGAUUCGCCAUGAUAUGGACAGUUAUUUCGGAGAUAGGUAUCAUUGUUCAAGCACUACUUGGUGAUAGACGAUUCACAUUCCGAAAUGAUCAACACGUACUCGGUGGACUGAUAAUUGGCAUGUUAAUUAUCUGGCUACAUUUGCUCGUUUCAACGGAGGUGGCCAUCUUCCACGUGUUGUUCAGUCCUAAGCAGCAAACACCAGCUCCUUCCCCAAUAGGAUGAUCUGUGGAUAGACAUCUGGAAUAGUUUUAAAUGACUGUAUUAUCAAUUUUACUUUUUCUAUUGUACUACAUUAAAAAAUGCAAUACAAG